UACGUUACAUUUGAAUAACAGUGUGGCCGUACGGAAAUUCAAAAUAUUUACUAUAGCCUGCUGCGGACUAAGAAUUUUUGACUAACGUGGUUUUUAGUUUGUUUUUUGACAACUAUGUAAAGCCUAUAAAUUUUUCACAAACAUAUGUAAGCACAAGGAUCCAAUUCAUUUUAGAUCGCCGUAAAUUCAUUGCGGGAUAUAAAAUGGGGGACACUACCACCUCCAGUUCCAGCUCAGACUCUGAUUCGCCCAGCUCCGAUAAUUUGCCUGGCUGGAAUUAUUAUUCGUCUAGCUCCGGGCCCUCGUCCAGCUGGGAUUCUACGUCAAGCACUGGUUCGUCGUCAGGCUCGGAAUCGUCGUCAGGCUCGGAAUCGGAUACCUGGACAGACUUAACCAUACGUGGUGGACGCGUUGAUAUUAUCUCCCAUGCCAACUUCACCACUGUCACCUUCAGGGAUGCAUUGUCCGUAAUGGGAAAACGUAGCCGUCCUGCACCAGCACCGGAAGCGCAGAAUUCCGAGUCUUCAGAAGAUUCUCCACCGGACAAGCAAGCCAAACACAACGACGGACAGACUCGGAAACCCUACAACUGUCCUGUGUGUCUGAAAGAUGUGCGUAAGGGGGAGCCGGUGGCCACUUCGUGUGGUCACAUCUUCUGCAGAAUCUGCAUUCAAAAAUCCAUUCGCACCACAUCUAAAUGCCCAAUGUGCAAUGUUGUAUCUCCCAAGUUUCAUCGCAUUUACAUGUAAGACAAAGAUAAGGCGGACAAUUUAUGGUAAUAAAAUAUAAAUUGCCAAGAUCUGAAAUAAUCUAUUGGUAUAUAUUCAUGUGUCA
Messenger RNA from Drosophila takahashii, 834 nucleotides. It is a transcript of the gene elfless, whose product is annotated as elfless. The record is from RefSeq and is a predicted model, not a curated record. Gene Ontology annotation, molecular function: transcription factor binding. Gene Ontology annotation, biological process: positive regulation of transcription by RNA polymerase II. NCBI's taxonomy places the organism in Eukaryota, Metazoa, Arthropoda, Insecta, Diptera, Drosophilidae.